GGGAUUUACAAUAAAAAAAAGUUUGGAGAACACAAGUGCAGGCAGUUAAUGCCGUGGGUGUUAGGAACAUGACAAGAUUAUAUUAUCUCAGCAUGCUGUAAGAUCACUGUAUCCAUAAAACUCUUCAUGAAGGAGCCCCGCCGAGUCUCCAUAAUGGAAGUAGGAUUUGGAAAAAUGACUACUGCAAACUUUGUUUAGUGUAACACAAAGCACCAUGCUUACUGCUAGAGAAGAUUAAAGUUCUCUAAAAACAUUGUUAACGGAGAUCACAGGUUGAAGCAUACUGCACUCUACUCUUGGAGGCUAGCUCAGUCUCAGACUUGGCCCUGAUGGAGAAGGAAGUUCCCUGGAAGAGGGCAGGGGAGCACCUCUCCAAUGCAGUUGCGGGGGGCGGGCGGUGAGGACACCGCUUCAUAAGGGAAGGGGUGGCUGCCUCCCCCAGCAGGGGGUGGCCCCUGAGGUCCCUCCAGCUGGGGGCCCUUGAGAGGGAGGGUGGGGAGAGAAAAGAACGUCAGGAGAGUGAACGGGAACAAAUAAAACGCUGUCCAUUCUGACUGGAAGGGCCAGAGCCGUGUCUAAGGGCGGGGGCCGGGAGGUGGCCCGCGGUGGUGUCUCUACCAGGACGAGGCCUGGGGUAUCUGAAGAGGGGAUGACGUCCAGGCGCUUUGCUAAAGGGAAGCCAGAAGGGUAUGAGUUGCUAGGGUCAGAGAUGGGGCUUUCGGCUCGAGUCUUUCCCUGCAGGGCAGAGAGGACAGUGGGCCUGGUCCUUCCCCGGCCGGCAGAGGGAGUCCCAAGAAGGAACGUCCAGUUCUUCUCUAACGAAAAGCGUUUGCAUGGCUGUCUCGCCAAUUCUGUACCUCCCGGGGCUGAGGAAGAGCCGAGGUGACUAAAAGCUAGCGACAAGUGCCGGCCACCUCGGGCGCCAGGCUUGGAGCCCAACGGGCCGAAUUCUCGCGAGAGCGGCAGCCGCCAUUUUUCCAUUGAUUGCAGCGGGCUGGGGGAGGGGCCGACGACGAAGGCGGCGGUGGUAGCGGCGGCGGCGGCGGCGGAGCCCUGGGUCGGUGUCUGCGCGCUGGUGUCUGAGGCCCGGGCUGAGGCCUCCGCGAUUGCUGGAGCGCAGGCGGCGGAGAGGAUGACUGCCGCUGCCAUUCUCUCUUGAGCUAGCGAGCCGCCGCCACCCUCCACCCUCCCCAGGCAGGGCGGAGAGGAGCGGCCGGAGUCAGCGAUGGUGCCCGGCGAGGAGAACCAACUGGUCCCGAAAGAGGAUGUGUUUUGGAGAUGCAGACAAAAUAUCUUUGAUGAAAUGAAGAAGAAAUUUUUACAGAUAGAAAAUGCUGCUGAAGAACCUAGAGUCUUAUGUAUUAUACAAGAUACUACUAAUUCAAAGACAGUGAAUGAACGGAUCACUUUAAAUUUACCAGCAUCUACUCCAGUCAGAAAGCUCUUUGAAGAUGUGGCCAACAAAGUAGGCUACAUAAAUGGAACCUUUGAUUUGGUGUGGGGAAAUGGAGUCAAUACUGCUGAUAUGGCACCACUGGAUCAUACCAGUGACAAGUCACUUCUUGAUGCUAAUUUUGAGCCAGGAAAGAAGAACUUUCUGCAUUUGACAGAUAAAGAUGGUGAACAACCUCAAAUACUGCUGGAGGAUUCCAGUGCUGGGGAAGACAGUGUUCAUGACAGGUUUAUAGGUCCACUUCCAAGAGAAGGUUCUGUGGGUUCUACCAGUGAUUAUGUCAGCCAAAGCUACUCCUACUCAUCUAUUUUGAAUAAAUCAGAAACUGGAUAUGUGGGACUAGUAAACCAAGCAAUGACGUGCUAUUUGAAUAGCCUUUUGCAAACACUUUUUAUGACUCCUGAAUUUAGGAAUGCAUUAUAUAAGUGGGAAUUUGAAGAAUCUGAAGAAGAUCCAGUGACAAGUAUUCCAUACCAACUUCAAAGGCUUUUUGUUUUGUUACAAACCAGCAAAAAGAGAGCAAUUGAAACCACAGAUGUUACAAGGAGCUUUGGAUGGGAUAGUAGUGAGGCUUGGCAGCAGCAUGAUGUACAAGAACUAUGCAGAGUCAUGUUUGAUGCUUUGGAACAGAAAUGGAAGCAAACAGAACAGGCUGAUCUUAUAAAUGAGCUAUAUCAAGGCAAGCUGAAGGACUACGUGAGAUGUCUGGAAUGUGGUUAUGAGGGUUGGCGAAUCGACACAUAUCUUGAUAUUCCGUUGGUCAUCCGACCUUAUGGGUCCAGCCAAGCAUUUGCUAGUGUGGAAGAAGCAUUGCAUGCAUUUAUUCAGCCAGAGAUUCUGGAUGGCCCAAAUCAGUAUUUUUGUGAACGUUGUAAGAAGAAGUGUGAUGCACGGAAGGGCCUUCGGUUUUUGCAUUUUCCUUAUCUGCUGACCUUACAGCUGAAAAGAUUCGAUUUUGAUUAUACAACCAUGCAUAGGAUUAAACUGAAUGAUCGAAUGACAUUUCCCGAGGAACUAGAUAUGAGUACAUUUAUUGAUGUUGAAGAUGAGAAAUCUCCUCAGACUGAAAGUUGCACUGACAGUGGAGCAGAAAAUGAAGGUAGUUGUCACAGUGAUCAGAUGAGCAACGAUUUCUCCAAUGAUGAUGGUGUUGAUGAAGGAAUCUGCCUUGAAACCAAUAGUGGAACUGAAAAGAUCUCAAAAUCUGGACUUGAAAAGAAUUCCUUGAUCUAUGAACUUUUCUCUGUUAUGGUUCAUUCUGGGAGCGCUGCUGGUGGUCAUUAUUAUGCAUGUAUAAAGUCAUUCAGUGAUGAGCAGUGGUACAGCUUCAAUGAUCAACAUGUCAGCAGGAUAACACAAGAGGACAUUAAGAAAACACAUGGUGGAUCUUCAGGAAGCAGAGGAUAUUAUUCCAGUGCUUUCGCAAGUUCCACAAAUGCAUAUAUGCUGAUCUAUAGACUGAAGGAUCCAGCCAGAAAUGCAAAAUUUCUAGAAGUGGAUGAAUACCCAGAACAUAUUAAAAACUUGGUGCAGAAAGAGAGAGAGUUGGAAGAACAAGAAAAGAGACAACGAGAAAUUGAGCGCAAUACAUGCAAGAUAAAAUUAUUCUGUUUGCAUCCUACAAAACAAGUAAUGAUGGAAAAUAAAUUGGAGGUUCAUAAGGAUAAGACAUUAAAGGAAGCAGUAGAAAUGGCUUAUAAGAUGAUGGAUUUAGAAGAGGUAAUACCCCUGGAUUGCUGUCGCCUUGUUAAAUAUGAUGAGUUUCAUGAUUAUCUAGAACGGUCAUAUGAAGGAGAAGAAGAUACACCAAUGGGGCUUCUACUAGGUGGCGUCAAGUCAACAUAUAUGUUUGAUCUGCUGUUGGAGACGAAAAAGCCUGAUCAGGUUUUCCAAUCUUAUAAACCUGGAGAAGUGAUGGUGAAAGUUCAUGUUGUUGAUCUAAAGGCAGAAUCUGUAGCUGCUCCUAUAACUGUUCGUGCUUACUUAAAUCAGACAGUUACAGAGUUCAAACAACUGAUUUCAAAGGCCAUCCAUUUACCUGCUGAAACAAUGAGAAUAGUGCUGGAACGCUGCUAUAAUGAUUUACGUCUUCUCAAUGUCUCCAGUAAAACCCUGAAAGCUGAAGGAUUUUUUAGAAGUAACAAGGUGUUUGUUGAAAGCUCCGAGACUUUGGAUUACCAGAUGGCCUUUGCAGACUCUCAUUUAUGGAAACUCCUGGAUCGGCAUGCAAAUACAAUCAGAUUAUUUGUUUUGCUACCUGAACAAUCCCCAGGAUCUUAUUCCAAAAGGACAGCAUACCAGAAAGCUGGAGGCGAUUCUGGUAAUGUGGAUGAUGAUUGUGAAAGAGUCAAAGGACCUGUAGGAAGCCUAAAGUCUGUGGAAGCUAUUCUAGAAGAAAGCACUGAAAAACUCAAAAGCUUGUCACUGCAGCAACAGCAGGAUGGAGAUAAUGGGGACAGCAGCAAAAGUACUGAGACAAGUGACUUUGAAAACAUCGAAUCACCUCUCAAUGAGAGGGACUCUUCAGCAUCAGUGGAUAAUAGAGAACUUGAACAGCAUAUUCAGACUUCUGAUCCAGAAAAUUUUCAGUCUGAAGAACGAUCAGACUCAGAUGUGAAUAAUGACAGGAGUACAAGUUCAGUGGACAGUGAUAUUCUUAGCUCCAGUCAUAGCAGUGAUACUUUGUGCAAUGCAGACAAUGCUCAGAUCCCUUUGGCUAAUGGACUUGACUCUCACAGUAUCACAAGUAGUAGAAGAACGAAAGCAAAUGAAGGGAAAAAAGAAACAUGGGAUACAGCAGAAGAAGAUUCUGGAACUGAUAGUGAAUAUGAUGAGAGUGGCAAGAGUAGGGGAGAAAUGCAGUACAUGUAUUUCAAAGCUGAACCCUAUGCUGCAGAUGAAGGUUCUGGGGAAGGACAUAAAUGGUUGAUGGUGCAUGUUGAUAAAAGAAUUACUCUGGCAGCUUUCAAACAACAUUUAGAGCCCUUUGUUGGAGUUUUGUCCUCUCACUUCAAGGUCUUUCGAGUGUAUGCCAGCAAUCAAGAGUUUGAGAGCGUCCGGCUGAAUGAGACACUUUCAUCAUUUUCUGAUGACAAUAAGAUUACAAUUAGACUGGGGAGAGCACUUAAAAAAGGAGAAUACAGAGUUAAAGUAUACCAGCUUUUGGUCAAUGAACAAGAGCCAUGCAAGUUUCUGCUAGAUGCUGUGUUUGCUAAAGGAAUGACUGUACGGCAAUCAAAAGAGGAAUUAAUUCCUCAGCUCAGGGAGCAAUGUGGUUUAGAGCUCAGUAUUGACAGGUUUCGUCUAAGGAAAAAAACAUGGAAGAAUCCUGGCACUGUGUUUUUGGAUUAUCAUAUUUAUGAAGAAGAUAUUAAUAUUUCCAGCAACUGGGAGGUUUUCCUUGAAGUUCUUGAUGGGGUAGAGAAGAUGAAGUCCAUGUCACAGCUUGCAGUUUUGUCAAGACGGUGGAAGCCGUCAGAGAUGAAGUUGGAUCCCUUCCAGGAGGUUGUAUUGGAAAGCAGUAGUGUUGACGAAUUGCGAGAGAAGCUUAGUGAAAUCAGUGGGAUUCCUUUGGAUGAUAUUGAAUUUGCUAAGGGUAGAGGAACAUUUCCCUGUGAUAUUUCUGUCCUUGAUAUUCAUCACGAUUUAGACUGGAAUCCCAAAGUUUCUACCCUGAAUGUCUGGCCUCUUUAUAUCUGUGAUGAUGGUGCGGUCAUAUUUUAUAGGGAUAAAACAGAAGAAUUAAUGGAAUUGACAGAUGAACAAAGAAAUGAACUGAUGAAAAAAGAAAGCAGUCGACUCCAGAAGACUGGACAUCGUGUAACAUACUCACCUCGUAAAGAGAAAGCACUAAAAAUAUAUCUGGAUGGAGCACCAAAUAAAGAUCUGACUCAAGACUGACUCUGAUAGUGUAGCAUUUUCCCUGGGGGAGUUUUGGUUUUAAUUAGAUGGUUCACUACCACUGGGUAGUGCCAUUUUGGCCGGACAUGGUUGGGGUAACCCAGUGACACCAGCACUGAUUGGACUGCCCUACACCAAUCAGAAGCUCAGUGCCCAAUGGGCCACUGUUUUGACUCGGAAUCAUGUUGUGCACUAUAGUCAAAUGUACUGUAAAGUGAAAAGGGAUGUGCAAAAAAAUAAAAAAAAAAACAAAAAAAGCAAACCUUCUAUUAGAAAAGGGGACAGGGGAAUGAGUAAACUUCUUUUAUUGCGGACAAAUGUGCACAUAGCCACUAGUAAAACUAGCCUCAAACAGGAUGCUCAUAGCUUAAUAAUAAAAGCUGUGCAAAGGCCAUGAAUGAAUGAAUUUUCUGUUUAUUUCACUGAUACACACAUUACCUCAUUGACAAUUCAGAAGUAAAUCCAACAUGUGUUGACUCUUGGAAAGCAGCAAAAACAGGAGCUGAAGAAAAGAAAUUCUUAGAACCAGCCGUAACCCAGUAAGGAAUUGUGAAGUUGUGUUUUUAUUUUGUUUUCAUUUUUUGCAGAGUAUUAAGAACAUUAUUCUGGAACAUCAAAACGUUUCCCUUAGACUGAUCCCAGCAGGUGGCAGCUCAGAUUGCUGCAGUGUUGUAAUUAUAACUGAUUGUACUUAAGUUAUGGAUGUAGAGAAUAUGUUUCAUUCAUUUAUUCAGCAUGUAAAUAAAAUUGAUCCUGUUGAGUUAUCAUAAUUGCA
Molecule: messenger RNA, 6128 nt
Organism: Pongo pygmaeus (Bornean orangutan)
Lineage: Eukaryota; Metazoa; Chordata; Mammalia; Primates; Hominidae
Gene: USP47
Product: ubiquitin specific peptidase 47
Exons: 29
Coding region: 1226-5353 (1375 amino acids)
Biological process (GO): protein deubiquitination
Cellular component (GO): nucleus; cytosol
Molecular function (GO): cysteine-type deubiquitinase activity
Source: RefSeq, a predicted model, not a curated record